Messenger RNA from Babesia microti strain RI, 1611 nucleotides. RefSeq names its product GDA1/CD39 (nucleoside phosphatase) family. Gene Ontology annotation, cellular component: membrane. Gene Ontology annotation, molecular function: nucleoside diphosphate phosphatase activity. The record is from RefSeq and is a predicted model, not a curated record. The transcript is spliced from 7 exons. Lineage: Eukaryota; Apicomplexa; Aconoidasida; Piroplasmida; Babesiidae. The coding region runs from base 1 to 1611 and encodes 536 amino acids. Gene Ontology annotation, biological process: nucleoside diphosphate catabolic process.
AUGAAUGGAUUUUAUAUGGUUUGGGUGUGUUUUAUAUUUACUUUUAUAGUCUUUGCAGAUAGGAUUUUUGCCUCCGAUCCCCAUCAUGGUGGAUCUUUUGGUGAUUUGAAGAAUUUUAAAAAUGCAGUAAUUGUAGAUGCCGGUUCUACUGGUAUUAGGGUCUAUGUUUACGAAAUUUCUGUCGAAUUUGACUUUAAAUAUUCAUCAGGUUCGUUUGACAAGUCUAGUGUGUUAGUGCGUCCUCAUAUACCUUGUAAAAGCUAUAAAAUAAAUAAUAGCAUUCUUAAACUGCUUAGGGACUCCAAAAUUACGAUAAAUAGCAAUGAGGAUAUAAAAUAUAUGUCAUCUUCAAAUCUCAUCUAUUUGUAUUUCAAGCAGAUGGCAGAUUUUGUCAACAGCCAUAUUGAUAACAAUUAUAGGGGCUUUACUCCCAUAUUCUUUAUGGCAACUGCGGGAAUUCGAAUGCUGGAAGAUGAAGAAUGUCGAUAUUAUAUGAAACAAAUAAGUGCUUUGCUAAAAUAUUUUUUCCCGCAAUAUCCAUUACAUGAAAAUUUAAGCGUUAGAGUGCUUCAAGGCGUGGAAGAGGGAAUAUAUUCAUUUGUAUCGGUCCAGGAGCUUAUGUACAUCCAGUCCAAGGAGAUUAAUAAAGGCGUGAUUUUUGACACGGCUGCUCUUGACUACAAUGAUUUUGACGAUCGUUUAUUGCACAUUUCAGGUUUUAACACGGAUAAAUUGUUUAAAUAUGCCACUAUUAUCGAGAUAGGUGGAGCUUCUGUUCAAAUUGUGUCACCAUUGCCAAAAAAUAUGGUAAAUGGAGAUUGUGCCAACGACUCAUUUUACAGGGCUGGUAGUGGAAUUUUGCCAGUUUCACAAUAUAUGCUAGACGAGAAUAUAUACAAAUUGAAUUAUGACUCCAAUGAAAUUCACCUGUUUUCCAAGAGCUACAUGGGCUUGGGUAAACAACUAGCACUACUACAAUAUUUACACAUGAUAUACAAUAAUCGUACCAACGAAUAUGGAGAGGCGGCGUGUUUACCCGUUGGAUUCAGGGCCUUAUUACCCGAUAUCAUUUCGUCAGAGCUAAAGAUAGAACUGGAUGAGAUUAUAUCGGAGAAGUACGACAGUUAUGGGAACAUGAUCCCAUACAUAAUUGGCACAGGGAAUUACGAUAUGUGUAAUAAGCAAAUUGAUACAUUACUGGAUACAUUGGUAGGUGCUAAGAUGCCAUAUACUAUUCAAGAACAUGUCAGCAUCAUAGGGAUGGAGAACAUAUUUUACACAUUAGAGUGUUUGAAACCUGUUGACGGAUUUCACUUUCAUGAGCACACUAGUGUUGGUAUACUGCAAGAACUUGGCAGGAAACUUUGUCCAAUGAAUAUACUAGGGUUGGAAUCGCACUUUGUAGACCGAACGGAACGAGAAAAGUUACAAACAGCUUGUUUCACUAUCAACCUCAUCGUCAAAAUCCUAAACAAUAUAUUAUCACUCGAUGAAAAUCGCAUAAUUUAUCCAAAACAGACUAUUUUGGGCAACGACCUUACAUGGACACUAGGGGUAUCCAUAUUGGAUAUUCCAAAUUUCAUUAACACAGUCUUUAGGGAUCCAAGGUAA